UGACGUUUAGGGGUACUCCUGGCAAAUACAGGAAGCUUCGGUUCCAGUCGGCGGUCCACCAUCUUAUACUCGCCUAUUUUGUUCUUCAGUCGUCUUCUUCACGCAGGCGAAGAGGAAAACCACCGCCAAAGCUGAAGCAAAGCCACCGCAACCGCCAUUUCAGUCAGGCAACAAUAAAGGGAGCAGAUUGGGAUCCUGGAUCGUUGCCUCUCUAGGGUUCACUAUUCACACGCCAUGGACAAAAAUUCCCUUAGUCUGCAACUUCUCUUCCUUUCUCUCCUCCUCACCUUCGCCUCCGCAGAGAUAAAAAACCUGAAGAUCACGUCCGAUUCCCGCGGCAUGAUACUCUUCGAGAAAUUCGGCUUCACCCAUACUGGACAUGUCAUGGUCUCCGUCACCGAUGUCUCAUACCCAUCGGCCCCCCAACUAGACCUCUCCCGAUUCGGCUUCUUCCUCCUAUCCGAAGAAGCUCUUAUUCAGGUUCUCCUGGAAGCCGAACCGAACCCUAAUUUCUGCAUCCUUGAUAGCCGCUACAUCACCCUCCUCUUCACCUUCAAGUACCUCUCCUUGUCUGACCGGAGCUACAACCACUCGUACUCCGUCUCUGCCCCCAAUGAAUAUAGUCUUUACUUCGCCAACUGCGCCCCAGAUAGCCAGGUCACCAUGACCGUACGCACCGAGAUCUACAACACCGACAACGGCGUCAAGGACUUCCUGCCCGCUGGCCAGACCCAGCUGCCUGUGCUUUAUUUCCUCUUCUCACUCGCGUAUUUUGCUUUCCUAGGGUUUUGGGCCUUCAUCUGCUACACUAACAGGCUCUCACUUCACCGUAUCCACCUCCUUAUGGGUACUCUCCUCCUCAUGAAAGCCUUGAAUCUGAUCUGCGCCGCCGAGGAUAAGCACUACGUUAAGGUCACUGGGACACCUCACGGUUGGGACGUUCUCUUCUAUAUAUUUCAGUUUCUCAGGGUUGUCUUGCUCUUCACUGUGAUCGUCCUGAUUGGGACGGGCUGGUCUUUCCUUAAGCCAUUCUUGCAGGACAGAGAGAAGAAGGUUUUGAUGAUCGUGAUCCCUCUCCAGGUUCUCGCCAACUUGGCUUCUGUCGUGAUUGGGGAGACUGGGCCCUUCAUCAAGGAUUGGGUCACUUGGAAUCAAGUGUUUUUGUUGGUCGAUAUCGUGUGCUGUUGUGCCAUUAUCUUCCCGAUCGUGUGGUCCAUCAGGUCCCUGAGAGAGACCUCCAAGACUGAUGGGAAGGCUGCCCGGAAUUUGGCCAAGUUGACCCUUUUCCGGCAGUUCUACAUUGUUGUGAUUGGUUACUUGUACUUCACCAGGAUUGUCGUCUUUGCGCUCAGGACCAUUGCUGCUUACAAGUAUCAGUGGGUAAGCAAUGCCGCAGAGGAGGCUGCGAGUCUUGCUUUCUAUUUGGUGAUAUUUUAUAUGUUUCGGCCGAUUGAGAAGAACGAGUACUUUGUCCUUGAUGAGGAGGAAGAAGAGGCUGCGGAGGCAGCUCUUCGGGAUGAUGAGUUCGAGCUUUAAAACUGAUAUCAGGGAGGAGUUUUUGUUCAUUGUCAUGUCCUUGUCUACUCUUCAAUUUAGCAUCUUGAGAAUUGGGUUGCCAGAUUUACUGUUGAAGAGGAGUUCCUGUUCCUUGUUGCGUUGCGACUUCUCAAAAUCUACUGGUAUAUUCUGGCCGUUGAAAAUGGAAUUUUUGUUUUGUCAUCUUACCGCCAUGCCCAUGCUAAUCCUGAAUUAGGAGUAAGUUUUGUAUUUGAUUUUAGUUACCUCAGAUCUCUUGGUGUUAAAGGAGCUACUUGUCCUAACAUUAUGUGUUUACUUCUGUGAUUGCUUUUACUUAGCUGGGAAUUGGUUC
Molecule: messenger RNA, 1870 nt
Organism: Macadamia integrifolia
Lineage: Eukaryota; Viridiplantae; Streptophyta; Magnoliopsida; Proteales; Proteaceae
Product: protein CANDIDATE G-PROTEIN COUPLED RECEPTOR 7-like
Exons: 1
Coding region: 235-1536 (433 amino acids)
Biological process (GO): transport
Cellular component (GO): Golgi apparatus; membrane
Source: RefSeq, a predicted model, not a curated record